Lymnaea stagnalis (great pond snail) is the source of this 544-nucleotide messenger RNA. The record is from the annotation of a GenBank genome assembly. Lineage: Eukaryota; Metazoa; Mollusca; Gastropoda; Lymnaeidae.
UCAAAUGACCACAGGAUACGAACCGAUGGCCAGUCUGGGCUGAAACAACUUCGCCACGACACAGAGGGGACCAAGAAUUACUUUGGCUCCACGCACAUCGACUACAGUGCGGCCGGCAUCCACGACCACAGUGAUUACAUCAACACUUUAGGGAUGGGAGAGGUAAGAUUUACCGUAUCUACUCUAAUAAUUGUACGCUUAGAACAAACACAAUCCGUUUUUUUUUAAUUGUUUUUUUUUUUAAAUUCCCAUUAUUUCAUGCUUAGAAAAAAAUGCAAUUAAUCAUCCACAACGCAACAUGAACCCCCCUUCAUUGCAUGUUUAGAUCAGUGCUGUGAUCAACGGCGUGGAGUUCCGAACCCGUCACCUGGACUUCAAAACCGUUCGCCCCUCCACAACCAACACCAGCUUUGGUGCCGUUGAGGACAUUCAGUUCCCAGAUGUGCCACCGGAGGUGACCAGCAAAGCCACGGUGCAGGUCAGCAAUGAUUUUUUUUUUUCAAUAUUUAAAAAAAAAAAAGUUAAGUCUUUCAAGCAAAGAUGA